CGUAGAACUGCUAUAUAUAUGCAUCAAGUUCUACUUAUUUCUGAGAUCCUCUUGAACAUUUUCACGUACGCGAAUGAAAGAUCCGGGGACUCGGGGUCAAUAACGCGUCUUGGUGAAAAAUCAUUAACCAGGAAAUCCCUUUCAGGGCUUGCAAGGACAUGCAAAGCCUUCCACGAACCCGCCAUGGAUGUGCUAUGGGCUGACUUGUGUUCGUUGGAACCACUGUUAGGUUGUGUAACGAGGCUACAUCCACUGAUAUAUUCUAGUGCUAAGGGCUACUGGGACAAAGGCAUCGAACCAUUAUCUGCUCACGAGGGCCGUCAAUUUUUGCGGCACUCCGCCCGCGUUCGCUCGUUGACCAUACUGUCCAAUUGCCAUUUUCAUCUUCUCUCAGCCAUCCCUCUGGAGGCAUGCGUCUUCCCGAGGCUGCAGUCGUUUACUUGGACGUGGAUUCGGGGUCAUUCUGACAAAUAUUUGAACCUGUUCCUGGCCCAUACGCUGCUCCACUGUUCUUUACCGGUCAUCAGUGAAGACUUGAACUCUAUUGGGACCCGCUGUGCUGCUUUGCAGAGCUUAUUUAUCGAAGUUUGCGACAAGGUCACGACAGAUCAGCUGUCCCUUCUGUCUGACAGUGUCCGUUUGUGCGGGCAGCUUGUAACCUUGUAUUGUCCACCGCUCGAUUGGGCAGCAUGGAAGCACCUGUCCAACCAACCUACCCUUCUCAGAGUGCGAAUAAAUCAAGCGUACAGUGACCGUCCUUGGCUGUUCAAACAGGGUGUCGUCAAUUUCUCACCAUUCGUAUUCCUUAACAUCACGACUCUUUCUUUCCGGAGACCAGAUGCUGCAUACAUAAUCACAAUCAUGCAACACUCGCAAUUCCCCACGCUGAAAGAGUUCAAGAUGGAAGUUGAUGCUAUAUCUACACCAGAGGCUGAGCAACUCUUUCGUGCGCUGUCCAACUGCAACGCAUGCCGGACCCUGGAAAAAAUCGUCAUUUUAAAUUUAUUUCACACUGGUCGCAUAUCUCAGGAGACCCCAGAGAACUCUUCCACAGCGAUUACACACUUCCUUUGCUUCGCACAGCUCCAAACGCUACAGCUCAUGCUUUAUGGUUUCCGCAUCUACCUUGACAAUGAUCUUCUCUUAGAAGCCAUGUCAUGUUGGCCACACAUGCGCGAUCUGCAAAUAUAUAACUCAGGUCACCAUCCAUCUACCGUUACAGUCAGCGGAUUGUUCACUGCCCUCCGCCAAUGUCCACACCUGUAUUCGCUGCGAGUAUUAAUUGAUACUGCUGAUAUCGACAUCGAUCCUACUGCGGAGUCAAUACAACAUACCUCUUUACAAAUAUUGAACUUGGACACCUUGCAGGAUCCCAUAGUGGGUGCUGAAGCCCUCGCUCUGAUCAUUUUCACCCGGUUCCCUUGCAUCGACGAAGUUAAAGCGUCCAUGGAUUCAUGUUGGGCGGAUUGGAUUUGGGAGGAAGUCAACGAUCAUCUCACAUCUUUGAAAGAUGCUGCGCUACAUGUCACAGGAGCCGCCUCGCCUACCUGAGUUUGGGAUACUUUUCUUCAUCAUGAUGUUCGGGGGAAUAUCCUGCAGUUGCCACGUUUUGUUUCAAAUUUUGAUCGUUCGUGCAUGUCGCGUCGGUACGGACUCUGGUUGUGUUUUUCCCCUCCCAUCUGACUAACAAUUCUUGGUUUUCACGCUUGUCUGUAUAAUAUCUUGUAUCUAUAUCUACCCCCUUGACAGAAUCUCCUCGAAUCGCUUGAUCUACGGAAAGCUAACGGAUGCUCGUCAUUGCCUGCAUACCAGUGAUACCACUACAUCCCGCGGACCGUAGUACUAUGCUCUUACCUGCAUGC
This is a messenger RNA of Suillus clintonianus, 1862 nucleotides long. RefSeq lists its product as uncharacterized. The transcript is spliced from 2 exons. Lineage: Eukaryota; Fungi; Basidiomycota; Agaricomycetes; Boletales; Suillaceae. The record is from RefSeq and is a predicted model, not a curated record. Bases 19 to 1551 code for a protein of 510 amino acids.